AUGACUCCCCCCGAUUCUGCUACCGAGAGAAAAACUGUGGUUCUUACCGAGAAGGAGAUCGAAGAUCGGUUGCGCCCGAUCAAGUCUAUCAGGAACUAUACACGGGGUAAUAGUGGUACCGAAGUCCAGCGGCUCGCCUCGUUAUUCCUAUGCUGCCUCACGGCUCCUGUCAACAUUAUGCAUGCCAUAGCAAUCGUUGACUUCAAGAGAGAGGUUCAGCAGAAAUAUGAGCCUCCCAUGACUGACCGUAUCAACGAUACCCGAUAUCCACGAUGCCCAGAUGCACGGAUGGAUCUCGGUUCGGCGACUAUGAGGGAGUGUACACUCCUCCCUGAGAUCGUUAGGCAUGAGUGCUUGGUAGCUACUGCCGAUGGUGGUGAAAAGCUCGAUUGUCCUACCCCUGCGCUCACGGUAUUCACAGAGUUCGUUGUGCGGAUGCUGGGGAAGUCUGUGGCUGAGCUUGGGCUCAUUGUGCGACUCCGUUUGAAGGCGUUAUUGGAUCAUACAGAUUAUGUCAACAAUGCAAUUGUAGAGCGGUGGGAAUUCAUCGGUGUUCUCAAGGACUGGAUACGGGGAUUUCAUGAAUUACACGAUCAACAAGUGCCCGAUGAUGCCAAAAUUCUGCGGUAUUUCCCCUAUAGGGAAUGGGCGGAUUUGGGAACAGAACGACCCGCCGGUCAGGAAGUACGUGGGACUUAUCAGUUUCAACAUGAGAUGAUGGCAUAUGAUUUCGAAUUGGUUUUUGAGCCGGGUAACCAAGAGUUUACGGCUUGUUAUGAUGCGUGGAGGGAACGUGCAUCAUCUGAAGAGGUGCCAAAUUCACGCUCAGGGUGCAACACUACAUUCGAGCCGUUAUUUUCUCUUGAUGCGGGUGCCUACCGAGCCUAUUGUAAAUGUGGCAGAGAUAACCCUGGGAACGUGAUGGAGUCGUUGACGGGCUUCGUUCUGUGGGACUUGAGUGAUGCAACGACGGUUUGGGUACUUCUUCUGAUGGCUAUCAAGUGCUCUUGCCCAGAACUGAAUACUACGCUUCCCAGAGUUAUCCAGAGUAUUGAGGCCAUGGGAAGGGCAGCAUCAUCAGCGCCUAUGGGCUCUGAAGUGGCGUAUUCUUUANNNNUGACACCGCAAGUCCUUCAUGAGUAUCGAGCCAGCCUGUAA
This is a messenger RNA of Perkinsus marinus ATCC 50983, 1158 nucleotides long. RefSeq lists its product as hypothetical. The transcript is spliced from 2 exons. The coding region runs from base 1 to 1158 and encodes 385 amino acids. NCBI's taxonomy places the organism in Eukaryota, Perkinsozoa, Perkinsida, Perkinsidae. The record is from RefSeq and is a predicted model, not a curated record.